UUCCGCAAAGGCGGCCCCUUCCGGUCGCGUAACCCUAGCAAGAUGGCGGCGCCCAGGGCGUCCCUGCACCUGGUGGCCCCAGUCUGGAAUGGAGGUACCAGGAGCAUUCGUGGCCUGAGCAGCACAGCGAACCCAGAGGGAAGUCAGAAGAGAACACUGCUCCGGUUCCUGACAGACUGCUUCUAUGACAUGAAGGCUCUGAGGGAGUAUCUGCUCCAAGUGCAGGUGUCAACCGUGCACCAGAAGAAUCGAGCCUUACCCCACAUCAAGGAGCACUAUGGCCCAGACAUCGCGGCUGCUCAUUUCAUCCUGAAGCAGGGAGGCUCGGUCAAGUUUCAGGGCGAGGAGUGGAUGGGGCCCCGUGGGCAAGGCCGCGCCUCUCUGGUCUUCAGGUUCCAGGUGCCUGUGGAGGCGGUCGACGCCAGCGGCUGUACCAUCAGCUACGAAGGCCUGGGCAACCUCUUGGCCCUGAGGGAGCUCCAGUCCUUGUCGCUACAGCGCUGCCCCCACGUGGACGACUGGUGUCUCAGCCGCCUCUACCCGCUUGCAGAGGCCCUGCGGGCACUCACGUGUUCUGGGCUCUCAGGAAGCUGGGGCCUGGGGGAGGGGCCGUGCACUCGGGGUGCCUUUUUCACACGCCCUUUCCUCUGCCUCCUCAGGAACCUCCGCAGGCUGGACAUCUCGGACCUCCCGGCCGUGUCCAAUCCCGGCCUCACUCGGAUCCUGGUGGAGGAAAUGCUGCCCAACUGCGAGGUUCUGGGGGCUGACUGGGCCCAGGGCCUCAAGUUGGGGUCUAAGGCCACAGCCAGGCCCCACCCUGCCUAGCCUCGGCCCCCUCCGGCUGGAUCUCAGGCCGACGGAAGGCUCCUCCCGGUGUGUGUCUGCUCCGCUCACCGCAGGCACAGCGGCUCUGGCCUGCGCCCACCCAAGCAGUGCGCCCACCUCCCAACUUACAGACUCCCAGCUCCGAAUUCCACUUCCUUAUCUGCGAGGUGACAACUGAUCCAGGCCUUUGAGACAACGAAGCAUCAGUACUUUCUUUGCCGACCGGCCUGAUACGCUUUGUCAGUAGAGGGCGCUCAAGAGCCGUGACCGAGGCGAGACUUUGCCCUCCAGGCUUCUGGCUGGGCUCCGAGCCCUGCGCAGGGUCCUGGAGUCUGCACACUGGGUUGUCAGCCGCUUCCUCCCGCACAACCUCAGUUUCCCAGAGUGUGCCCCCAAAGCACCUCCCUGUGCAGGACUCCCCACUCACCCACCCACGCUACCCCAGGAGGUAGGAUUCCGUGAGUCCUGAGGCCUCUAACCCCUCCUCACUUUGACUUGCUGUUAAAGUUGCUAAUUCCUCAUAAACUUUUCCUGUUC
This is a messenger RNA of Condylura cristata (star-nosed mole), 1362 nucleotides long. RefSeq names its product ATP5S-like (gene DMAC2). The record is from RefSeq and is a predicted model, not a curated record. The coding region runs from base 43 to 825 and encodes 260 amino acids. NCBI's taxonomy places the organism in Eukaryota, Metazoa, Chordata, Mammalia, Eulipotyphla, Talpidae. The transcript has 7 exons.